AUGGCUUCCUCUUUUGAUGAAAUGGUUAUGUCAGACUUUGGUCAUUUACCUUCCCCUGCAGCAAUGGCAGAUAAUGGUGAUUUAUCUCCUUCUCCGACAAAUCCUUUCCAAAUCUCUCUCUCCACCACUUCUGUAUCUACAUCUCUUCACGAGCUUGCGAAAGAUUUCAGCACUUUGGCGGCGAGGUUUCUUUUAGUCAAUUUACCGGACCGUGAGCCAGACCAAUUCUUGGAUUUGUUUGAAAAAUUGGGUUUUAUGACUACAGUGAUAACCCUUUUGGAAUCAGAAGAAAUAACAUUCAAAAAGGAAGUCUGGGAGCCAUUGGUUGGAGAAUUCAAGGCUUUGCUAAGUUGCGGCAAGAAUGUGGUGGCACUGGUCAAAAUUAUGGAAGAUGGUCAGACUCCCAACGUGUCUAGGAAUGAUCAGAUAGAAGAAUUUUCUGGGAAACUGGAUGGCAUGUGCGACUUAUGCUUGGAGCUCAUCAAAGGGGUACGAUGUUUGAAAGCUUUUGGAGAAAAUUAUCCAUUUCACCCAAGACUGUCUGAUUUGAAUAUCUCACCAGGUCUAGUCGGUGAGUUGGAAAAGACAUAUGAACGUCUUGAUCCGAUUGGUUAUCAACGAUAUCUUGCCCUGAUUGUUGUUCCAGGAAAAGAGCUUGAAACACCAGCGAAGAAAUGCGAUGAGAAACUCGUCGACAGAAUGGGGGAGACUAAUGAUAAGCUUAUCGCUCUUCAUCAUCUUCAUUUCAAAGCACCACUUCAAUACACACCUUCCCUUGCCUCCGAAAAAACUGCAGUAAAUGAUAAAACUUCAACCAACCCGGAAAAGAAUACGGGAAACAAAAUUCACUACGAGACAUGGACUCUCCACCAUGUACCUGCCCAUAAAAAGCAACAUUGGGGGAUGUGGACUUGGUGCGAUCUUAAGGUAUGGCCAAUCAGACCAAAAUACAUUUUGGAGGAAUGGUCAUCGUCAUCUACUAUGUUACAUCCUGCCGAAAUCUCAAGAAUCAGACAGAGAUUUCAAGAUGCAGCAAGGAGAAAAAUGUAUGGAUGUGGCAUGAGGAUGGAAAUUAAAACAGAAGAUGUGGAGAGACAAAUACGAGAGGAUUAUCUGAGGGAUAUUGUCAAUAGACUAGGAGAGAAAGCGGAGAAAACACUUGUGCAUCUUUGUGGAGGUGGCCAUGAUGUUUUCUAUACUGAUGAUAUCAUGCGAAGAUACACUCUCGAAGCGAUUGAGGCAAGAGAGCCAAGUGGAAUUUUUGAUGGACCGAGAAUUAUGGGUUUAGAGGAGAGUUUGAAGAUGAAGAGGGACAUGGAAUUUGGUAGGAGAAAGUGGUGGAAAAAGGUGAGAGAUUUCAAAGGGAAAGAGUGGUGGAGAGAGGGAAAGAAGAAGGAGUGGUGGUUGGAGGCGGAGAAGGUAGAAUGGGUUGUUGUGCUUAAGAUUGAGGAGAUUGAUCGUUCGAAGAGGUUCAUGCCAAGUCGGCAGGAUGACUCUAUAGAGGGGAGAACGAGUGUUAGCCAGGAGGUACGAAGCAGCGUGGGACAAGGAGAGAAGAAUAGCAGUCAAGAGAACAAGGUUGUGACUCUGGGUAGUAACGUAAAUGAAAAGAAAGAUACGAAGGAAGAAGAGACAAUGGAAAGCGAGGAAGCAGAGAGGAGAAUGAGAAUUUUGGUAAAAAGGUUGUUUGUUGAGGAGAAUGGCGAUGAGAAGGUAGAGGAUUAG
Molecule: messenger RNA, 1725 nt
Organism: Botrytis fragariae
Lineage: Eukaryota; Fungi; Ascomycota; Leotiomycetes; Helotiales; Sclerotiniaceae
Exons: 2
Coding region: 1-1725 (574 amino acids)
Source: RefSeq, a predicted model, not a curated record